GUUGGAGUUGUUGGUAAAAGGGAUCAGCUAAAUCCCACCGCUGCCACCAAGGAUCCCAAGGGUUCCUGUCCCGGCUCAAUGAGCACAGAGAUGCCUGGCAAGGGUGAGAAGAUCAGACCAAGAAUAUAGAGCCAUGAAGACCCCAGAGGAGAGGACAGGAAGCAGUUUAAUGCCUGGGGUAUAAAAUACUCACCAUUCUGGAGUUCGCAACAGCUGGGAAACACCAGGAUGGCUCUUCCCUGCAGCAGCUGGCUUUCUAAUGAAUGUUCAAAGCACCUCUUCCUGUUUUGCUGGCUCGCUCUCAACGCAUGGCUGUUUUAUAAAACUUUUGCCCAGUAUUACAGAGGUCCGCAGUACUAUUACUUACACAAGAUGCUAGGGUUAGGAUUGUGUAUUAGCAGAGCAUCGGCUUCUGUCCUUAACUUCAACAGCAGUUUGGUUCUUUUACCAAUGUGCCGAAUAUUGCUGGCCUUUCUACGUGGAUCUAAAAAGGUUGUGAAAAGGAAAACCAGAAGACUUUUGGACAAAAACAAAACUUUCCAUGCAGCCUGUGGAAUUGCAAUUUGUGUUUUUUCUGCCAUUCACGUGGUGGCUCAUGUCUUUAAUGCCGUCAAUUUUUCCGUGCACUAUAACUCUAAUUUUGAUGACCUGAAUGUAGCACGUUACAAAUAUGAGGAUCCUAGAAAAAUUAUCUUCACGUCUGUUCCUGGAUUAACUGGAAUUCUAAUGGUGGUGAUUUUGUUUCUGAUGUACACAGCCUCCACGGCUACAAUCAGAGCUUCAAAUUAUGACAUCUUCUUGCACACCCACAACCUGUUCUUUAUCUUCUAUGUUCUUCUGCUGAUUCAUGCUUCCGGCGGUGUGCUAAAAUAUCAGAGUAAUUUAGAAGAGCAUCCUCCUGGCUGCCUCUAUCUAAACAGAACCAUCAAUGAUUACAUUCCAUUGAGUGCUGUGGAUGGAGGAGAAUCUCCGGGGUCCAUCGCGGGGAGCUUUUCUUCACAAGAGGAACCGCCAAUUUGGAAUACGUCGGGAACGAUAUGCACCAAGCAACCAAAAUUCCGGCCGCAUUUCCCAAUGACUUGGAUCUGGAUCACUGGACCUUUGUGCCUCUACUGUAUGGAGAGAUUGUAUAGAUACAUUAGAAGCACUAAACCUGUUACUAUCACCUCUGUAAUACGUCAUCCUUGUGAUGUCAUCGAAAUCCGCAUGAUAAAAGAAAACUUUAGUGCCAGUCCCGGCCAAUACAUAAUUCUGCAGUGUCCCAGAGUGUCUGCAUUGGAAAAUCAUCCAUUUACCCUGACAAUGUGCCCAUCAGAAACAAAAGCAACAUUUGCAAUUCACAUGAAAGUGGUGGGAGAUUGGACAGAAAGGUUUUGCGGUUUACUGGAAUCAGAUUGCAACCAAACAGAAGUCCUCCCAAUUCUUCAGCAGAGAAAAAGUCCAAAAAUCUAUAUUGACGGUCCAUUUGGAAGCGCGUCUGAAGAAGCCCUAAAUUAUGAGGUCAGCCUCUGUGUUGCCGGAGGCAUUGGAGUAACUCCAUUUGCAGCGAUACUCAACCAACUGCUGGAUAACUGGAAACAGCACAAGCUGCAGAGGCUCUAUUUUGUGUGGAUAUGCAGAGACAUCGAGUCCUUCCUCUGGUUUGCGGAUCUGUUAUGUACGCUUCACAACAAGCUUUGGCAAGAAAACCGACCAGACUAUUUAAACAUCCAGCUGUACCUCAGCCAGACAGAUGGAAUAAAGAAAAUAAUCGGGGAGAAAUAUCGGGCUUUGAACUCCCGGCUCAUUUUCGGACGUCCACGCUGGAAAGUUUUGUUUGACGAAAUAGCCAAAUCUAACAGACAGAAAACUGUAGGAGUUUUCUGUUGUGGACCAAAGGGAAUCUCCAGGGACCUCCAUAAACUCUGCAACAAUCCUAAUUCAUAUGGGACUACAUUUGAGUACAAUAAGGAAUCAUUCAGUUAACUGGAAUAAAACAUUCAAGGGACAUUUGUGCAAUUUAAUAUUUACAAAAGCACAAUCAAACACGCAUAAUGUAUACGUCAUCAUCAAGUUAAUUUUUUGUUUCCCAAUUACCGGUUCUUCCACAAAGCUGACCUGUGUAGGUCAAACCAAGUAGUCAACCAAAUUUCCAAAACAACCAUGGCGUUUCUGUUACAUUACGAGCUAUAAUUUAUGGCAGCUACAAAAAAAGGAACUUCUAUACUAAAUUGCAGCUCAUGUAAAUCCAGAAAGAAGUAAGCUGGGUAGGUUAUCAGUUCAAUGACCCGACUAGGCAUUGGACAUGAUCCAUUCUGUUCUUGCUUCUGUUCUUUAUUACUUGAGCUUUGCUUUUUUGGCUGAUAAUGCUUGCGUUGAGACAGCGAGAGUCGUCAUGUGCUCGAUGAUGCCAAAGGCUCUUGCUUAACCAGAAAAGUUUGCACAUUGUCCAUCAGUUGCCCGAUAUCUACGUUCUUCAUAGAGCCUUAUCUCAUUUGGUGGACAUGAAAGACCCAACAGAAGUCCAGUUUAAGGGUUAGAAAACUUGCAGAUGAGCCUAAUUUAUGACCUCAUUGUUGAAAAUUCUAGAACAGUCUAAUCAGGGGGUUUGGGAAGUCACUUAACAUUACAUUGACUCAGGUUUCCUGUUUGAUAGGUCAUGUUAACCAAGGUUUCAUAUAUGGAGAACCUAGGAACUAAGGUUUGAUAUAUAUGGCGAAUCUAAAGAACCCAGUUUUCAGCCCAUUGGUAAUUUGAUAAAAAUCUGCACUGAGGUUGGCAUAACCACUGAUUAUUUAUAAGUUACAGGGAGCUCUUUGGUUUUAUGUUCUCAGACCCUAAAGAUUUAUAACAAUUACAUUUCAGACUUUUAUAUUUUGAUAUCAGACACACAAGGGAGACAGAAAUCAAGUUUAUACACGACUAGAUCAAUUUACAAAUGGAUAUGGGUAUGAUUUAAACAAAUAAUCCAAACGUCAUUAGGGGUAGAUGAUUUAUUAACAUCCACUGCUAAUGAAAAAAGAUAUAGAGUCACAUCAAUUUUUUGGGGCCUCAGAGAUGUCGUUUUCAGGGCUGGAUUUACCAGCGCAUGUUCAGAUAUUAAACCAUCAAUUACACAUUUGUUCUUGUAAAUAGACAGACAUGCCAUUAUUAUUAUUUUUUAUAGAACCACUCCAAGUAUUGGGCCAUUUAUUUUAUAAACCCAAUAACAUUUUAUUUAUAUAGUAGAUCACAUUUUGCAGAUUUUCUAAAUCUUGACAGAAACAAUCUGAUAAUAUAUUUUUACAUAGAAGGAAAAGGGGGAAACGUCUAUAUAGAAGCCAUAACCAUACUUGGAAACUUCUGAGCUCCGGCUACCCAGAGCCUUCCCUUGCGGGACGUGGCCAGGACUGCCCGCUGAUAAAGCGGGUGGUCCCGCUGACGUCGGUGGGCAUUCUCGCUGACAUUGCGGGAAACACCCCCAUUUAAAGGGGGAAAUGGGUGGGGAGCGAGGCGUGUCAAGACCCCGCUCCCGCGCACCCGGAGGAUUCGGGUGUUGACCCGGAGAACUGGAGAAGCGGUGCUUCACCCGGAGAGUUCCCAGGUAUCCUCAUAAUGUUCAAUCGCUAUAAUAUAUAUUUUUUCGGUUUAAGAAAAACUUAAUAACAAAUAACUACGUAUGCCUCUCUCCACCGGCUUAAAUCUGUUUAUUUUGUCAUGAUGUAUACCGUGCACUUUUUCUCAUUUUGUUAAAAGUUUAUAAAGUUAUGUCUGUUUUUAAA
This is a messenger RNA of Spea bombifrons (plains spadefoot toad), 3740 nucleotides long. It is a transcript of the gene NOX4, whose product is annotated as NADPH oxidase 4. The transcript has 18 exons. Gene Ontology annotation, cellular component: plasma membrane; NADPH oxidase complex. Gene Ontology annotation, molecular function: superoxide-generating NAD(P)H oxidase activity. Bases 229 to 1965 code for a protein of 578 amino acids. The record is from RefSeq and is a predicted model, not a curated record. Lineage: Eukaryota; Metazoa; Chordata; Amphibia; Anura; Pelobatidae. Gene Ontology annotation, biological process: superoxide anion generation; defense response.